Eruca vesicaria subsp. sativa (arugula) is the source of this 750-nucleotide messenger RNA. The record is from the annotation of a GenBank genome assembly. Lineage: Eukaryota; Viridiplantae; Streptophyta; Magnoliopsida; Brassicales; Brassicaceae.
AUGGAAUUUUCAUUCGUGAACAACUCAAGAAUCAAUGGGAUAACGUUACUCAACAGCAAAAUGGGAUACUUCAACUUCUUCUCUGUACAUCACUUCAACAUCACUGACAUCACUAUAACAGCUCCCGGCGACAGCCCAAACACCGAUGGGAUAAAGUUCGGGUUCUGUAGCAACAUUAACAUUUCCAAGACACACAUUGGUACAGGAGACGACUGUAUAGCCAUCCUUUCCGGAACCACCAACAUGGGUAUCUCUAAUUGUAAGCUCAAGGAUUGUGAGCUUAUUCCGUUUAAAAUAAGAGGAAAGAACAAAGAAGAGAAGAACGUUAAUGGUUUAACCGUAAGAGACAUAGUCUUUAACGGUACUAGCGAUGAUAUUAGGAUCAAGACUUGGGAAUCUUCAGCUUCGAAGAUUUUGGUCUCUAACUUUGUGUACGAGAAUAUUCAAAUGAUUAACGUUGGAAACCCUAUCAUCAUCGACCAGAAGUAUUGUCCUUACCCACCUUGUGAAAAGAAGGGAGAGUCACACGUUCAAAUCCAAGACCUUAAAUUAAAGAACAUAUAUGGAACAUCGACAAACAAAGUGGCGGUGAAUCUACAAUGUAGCAAGAGCUUUCCGUGCAAAAAGGUUGAGCUAAUUGACAUUAACCUGGAGCAUAAGGGAGUCGAGGCUGGUCCUUCCACUGCGGUAUGUGAGAAUGUUGACGGUUCUGCACGUGGAAAGAUGGUUCCUCAGCAUUGUCUGACCUGA